UUUUCGAGAACCGUCGAUGAUGAUGAUGCGUCACAUCUUCCUAAGAACUGCUUUCAACGUACGAGCGCGUUACGUGCCAACUGUAAUGGAAGAGUCCAGAAAAUUCCGUGAAAACAUGCAUUAACACCGAUUUUAUCUGCUCUUCCGUAUCUAUCGAUUGAUAAACCUUGUCGGUUUCCGUUACCAAGUACACCGCAAGUUCCCUGCACCACACGAACUCGUUCCAUCGAUUGAAUUAAGAUUUGGUUCGAAUUGAUGCUAUUCUUAUUUGGAAUGCACUUCGUUUUGUUCCAUUAUUUUAAUUCGUGCAUGGAAUCGCUAUUUCUGUAGUCGCGCCGCGCUCCGUGUAUUUCUGCACGUCGCUUUCUGGGGCAGAUCAUUAUUUCGCGAGGGCGCCGAGAGCACAGGCACAGAACGCAGCAUAAAACGAGCAACAGGUCGACCCGCUCGAUACUCCAGAGACUCCCAUCUGCGACGAAACAAAACAUAUGGCCACAACAAUCAUCAAGUGCGAUCAGGACUUUGUUAUCUGUGCAGCUUAGAAGAAGGGAUCAUGGAGAAUCCGACGAGAAGAAAUAUUUGUGGAAAAUGGAUUUCUGCCAGAUACCUUUUGGCCACCCUCGGCUCCUUGGGGAUGGCGAUCGUUUACGGCCUGAAGGUUAAUCUGAGCGUCGCAAUCGUGAGCAUGGUCAAUCACACGGCGCUUCGUCUCUCGAACCCCAUCAACGAGGCCUCAUCUUUGACCAACGACGACAGUUGCUUGGAACCUGCCAGCAAUUCUUCAUCUUCAUUCGAGGACGGACCUUUCACUUGGCCCGGAACUAUGCAGGGUGCGAUGCUGAGCUCCUACUUCUGGGGCUACAUCAUAGCCCAGAUUCCGGGUGGUAGAAUUGCCGAACUCUUCAGCGCCAAAUGGACGAUGUUCUUCGCGGUGGCUGUAAACGUAGCGGGAACGAUCCUCACUCCACCUUCCGCGAGGAUCCACUUCGGUGCGGCCCUGGCCAUGCGAAUCGCCGAAGGCAUCGGUGGAGGUGUGACCUUUCCAGCGAUGCACGUGAUGCUCGCCAGAUGGGCACCUCCGAAGGAGAGGAGCGUGAUGAGCAACCUGGUGUACGCUGGGACGGCUCUCGGGACGGUCGUGAGCAUGCUGUCAACCGGGGUCAUUGCAGCGUCCCUAGGCUGGGAGUCGGUGUUCUACAUAAUGGGCGGCUUCAGUUGCGUGUGGCUCGUCCUCUGGGGAAUCCUCAUCGCCGACUCGCCCGAAGAGCAGACGUUCAUCGAUGACGAUGAGAGAGAGUACAUCAUCAAAUCGCUGGGACCGUCGGAGAGGAAGCAGAAGUUACCGGUCCCUUGGAAAUCGGUGCUCACCUCUCCCGCUUUCGUCGCCAUCUUCAUAGCGCACACAUGCAACAACUGGGGAUGGUACAUGGUUCUCAUCGAGCUGCCCAUCUACAUGAAAUCCGUACUGAAAUUCAAAAUUACCGAGAACGCCGUCCUCACGGCUAUACCGUUCCUCAGCAUGUGGAUUUUCAGCAUGAUCCUUAGCCGCACGCUGGAUGUACUCAGAGGGAAAGGCGUCAUAGAUACGACGAGAGCACGCAAAAUAGCGACGCUCAUCGCCUCCGUCGUGCCGGCAUUUUGUUUCCUGCUACUCAGCUACAUUGGAUGCCAGAAGAUCGUAGCAGUCGUCUUGAUGACGCUUGCAGUCACUGCUGUCGGUGGAAUGUUCUGCGGAUUCCUCUCCAAUCACAUCGACAUCGCUCCAAACUACGCAGGCACUCUGAUGGCACUCACCAAUACCGCCGCCACAAUACCGGGAAUCAUCGUUCCGAUAUUCGUUGGAAAACUAAUACAAACCGACCCAUCUAUCAAUUCGUGGAGGAUCAUUUUCUGGACCACGAUAAUUCUCUACACGAUCGAGAUCAUUGUGUACGGGUUGUUCGGCAGCGGGGAGCAGCAGCCGUGGAACAACACUUACUCCCACGAAGCGGUCGAGGUGCAACCUCUGAAGCAGAGCCCCACCGAGAGCCAGAACUACGAAUCCACCGAGAAGGCAUUCAAGGAUAGCCCAUGAAUUCGCUCGAACAUCUAACCGCUUCCUAGCUAAACGCACAAUCUCUCCGUUAACGCACAAAAUCCCUUAAACCACAAUGAAGACACGCACUUUAUUACUUAAAUAUUCUCUAGCGAUUAUAAAGCGUUUUCGCAACCAAUCAGAACGAGGCUUAAAUGAAAUGGCGCAAUCCGAUUGGUUGAGGACAACAACAGUAUCUGUAAUUUAUAGAAUAAUUAAUGGAUGUAUCCAUUCACAUAUAAUAUUUGUUGAGCGAUUAGGCAAUG
Messenger RNA from Nicrophorus vespilloides, 2340 nucleotides. It is a transcript of the gene MFS3, whose product is annotated as putative inorganic phosphate cotransporter. The transcript has 5 exons. The coding region runs from base 554 to 2074 and encodes 506 amino acids. Gene Ontology annotation, molecular function: transmembrane transporter activity. The record is from RefSeq and is a predicted model, not a curated record. Gene Ontology annotation, biological process: transmembrane transport; monoatomic anion transport. NCBI's taxonomy places the organism in Eukaryota, Metazoa, Arthropoda, Insecta, Coleoptera, Silphidae.